UCUCCGUAAUCUCAAUUAAAAGAAAGUUCUGAAAAAUUGCUGAUUCUUAACAACCAACCUUGAACCUUGACAAUGGAAGAAACGAAAACCCUAAAUUCAAUCCCUUCCCAAUCUCUCUCACCUUCUACUCCAUCCCAAGAAUCAACAGAAACGAAGCACCGGAACCCUAGCACAACCUCUUCCACACCCACUCCACGACCUUCUUCUGUGACUCGUAUAUGGAGACCAGCUGCACAGCGAAACCUCAGAAACCAGUGGUCCAAAUUGGCUUCAUACAGGCGAGACUGGGCCUCUUCUUCUUCGAGUGGUCGAUCACACGCCACUUCCAUCGUCAACUCCUAUCUCUCACAAAGGUACAUGGACGCUAUGGACUUUGGUGUUUUGAGUGACAUGCCUGAUAUUAGAAAGAAAGCUUGUCGUAAAUUGUUUAAGCAACAAGAGCUUCAUCGGGGCAAACUUUUAUCCAGUUACGAGGAUAUGGUAGCUGUUGUAAAAAACAUGGUCAACACUAGUGGAUCAAUGAGGUGUUUCCUUAAGGGCACUAGUAGUAGUCCGCUUGUUCAAUUUUCUAGCUGUUCUGAGGAUAAGGAUGACAAUGGUGAUGGUGGGGGGAUCCCAAUAUUUACAUUUUGGUCAAUUUCUUCCUUUGAAAAAUUAGCACUUGAGCUUGUUCAGAUGUUUGCAUUGGAAUUAAAUUUGAAGCGGUUGCUUGUAGUGGAGUUACUCUCACUUUGUUCUGAAGAAGUUCCAAUCAGUGAAUUUUGUUGGUCAGAUGAACUCUAUCCUGGAGAAUUUGAUGAUUUGAGUACAUGCAGCUUGUAUUCCAAAGAAGCUUGUAAGCCUAAUCUUCCAAAAAUAAAUGGGUGGAAAUCUGAUACACCUGCUGAAGGAUCUAACCAUCAACUAAACCAUGAGAUUUUACAGGUUUACUUAACAACCUGGCUUGCAGAGGUUAACGUAGAUGUAUACAGGGUUGAUGAAAUAUUUGCUGUCAUCGGAGAGGAAAUGCAUGUUUGCCUUUCUUGAACCUGCUUCAGUGUUAGCAGUUGAAUUUGAAGGAAAAGGCCAAUGGAAAUUCUACAAUUGCACAACUUUGACCGGGGCUGCAAAUGUUUGGAAUCAGAAUCUAAAAUAAUUUGGAAGUCUUGGAGGGAUUGGCAUCCCCAUUAUACAUGGAAUUCUUGCUGCAAAAUCUUGAGGUAAAUCGAAUGUUACUCAAUACCUUCUCUGACAUCAUGGUGUUAUGUUAAUGAGGAAGGAAUGAAAGUUUAUUUGGCUCGAUCGCCAUAUUUUAUAUGGUAUAAAUGAAUGAAUUGUGUAAGAAUCGUAGCAAUAGAUUCUGCGAGUGCAGCUUGGAUGCAAUUACAACUGCUAAUCUCGUUGGAUGCAAACAGGACCAGCUUUUCUUUUCGGCUGAUUAGUCAUAGUAGUGUCUCUGUGGUGCCUGAGAAAUUUUUAGAUGGUGCCUGCUUCGGCAUGACAUGGUGAUUCCUUUCUAAUUGGGCAAAGGUGCAUUAAAGAUAACAAUCAUACAUUUCAUGUCUGAUGGUUUUUCGUC
Cornus florida is the source of this 1558-nucleotide messenger RNA. RefSeq lists its product as uncharacterized. The transcript has 8 exons. Lineage: Eukaryota; Viridiplantae; Streptophyta; Magnoliopsida; Cornales; Cornaceae. The record is from RefSeq and is a predicted model, not a curated record. Bases 73 to 1026 code for a protein of 317 amino acids.